GCAACUAUUUAUGAUGGCGGAUGCGUAUGCAAAGAGAAUUAAUUCAAAUGAGGAGCGUUCCUAGUUACGAGAAUGAAAAAACUUUGGAAAAAAAUUAAAGGAAAAGACCGAAGUGGCGAAUCGUCUCCCAAAUCUGGCUCUACGCGAGGAUCUUUGGCUUCUCUGAACAUUUGUUAUGAUGUGAAAGAAAAAGAUUUAGGAAAACUUCACAAAGCUGCAUGGAAUGGCGACGAGGAGAAAGUAAAGCAGCUUGUAAGGAAAGAUCCUAGUCCUUUAGAUAAAGAAAAAAGGUAGAUAUUUUAGUAUUUAUACAUGAAUAAAUUUAAUCACUGUUAUCACAUUAUCAUUGAUUUAUCUUAGUCAUAAUUGACACCAUUUGUGUAACUUUACGUACCCGGUAUCUUGAAAGAAAUUUUGAAUUGCCAAAAAUGAAAUGAUGAUGAUGUCUAAUGAUACUAUUGAUACUGAUACUUAUACAACCUUUUAAAAUGGUCUGCUCUAAAAUCUGUGCAAAAACACCAAUUUCAUCUUUCUGUCUUUUAUAGAAAUGAAGUUAUGAUUUUAUUUAUUUUUUGUUGAAUUUUUUAAACCCUCUUUAUUUAUCUUUGUCUUUAACUGUGAAAACUUGUAACUAACUUUCCCAAUUUCUGCCUUAUUUUGCACACAAUUUUUUUGGAAGUGUCUGCAUGUCCGGCAAACGGACGAACAAGUUCUCGAGAAAUUCGUCCGGCUACUACGUUACAUGACUUGUCCGAAAUACUGAGAGCGAGAGAGAAAGGAUAAAAAUGAUAGUGAUGGUGAUAAAGAAUUAAAACGGGGAGGUCGAUAGUUCACAAAGAAAUAGACCCUACAUCUUAAUAUAGGGCCAACAUAGUGUGCUGCUGGGGUAGCCUACUUCUCACGCAAUAUUAAUUGCCUAACAUAAAACUUUUUUGACGUAGGUCUAUUGAAAGUCAACUGGCAGGUAUUGGUCUUAUUUUGUUUCGUUCAUAUUUUAAAUUUAGGCUACUAGGUAGAGCUAUAUAAGAUAUUUAAACUAGAGACGUAGCUGGGGGGGGGCAGAUGUCCCUGGGCACCAGACUAGUUAGGGACGCCAAAAUGUGCUUUGAUAUUAUUUUACUGAUAAAAAUAAUGGGUUUCAGAGUUGAAAAAAGAGUGGGGGGAGUGCUUUAAAAUUAAUCUUGUCUCUGGGCGCCAAACACUCUAGCUACGCCUCUGAAUUAAACCAAUAUAAUGGAUUUUUUUUUUGAAGAGUCGAAUUCAAAAAGACUACUGUAUAGUUAUAUAGGCCUACUAGUAUUAUAAUAGUUUUAAUUCAAAGUCAAAAGUUUAUGAUACACUUUAUUUAUCACAGAGCAUUUGAAAGUAUCUCAGAGCAUUUGAAAAUAUUACUGUUACGCACUGGCUUCUAUUGUAAGAAAUUAAUCUCCUAUUUUAAAUUGAUGGCUGGUUCAAACAGUGCAUAACAAAGGAUGAUACCAUAGAGAAAUACCAAUAACAAAAAUACGACACCCAAAACAGUAUCAAUUACAAUUAAUAAGAUUUAAAUUAGUAAUUAUAAAACAAAAGAAAAUAUAAUUACAAAUGAUCAACUUGCAGAGUAUGGUUAGAUCUUGUACCGGUACACAGAGAAUACAAUGUGCCAAUUAAUAAUGUGCAAUGACGUAAGCGAAUAAACACAUAAGUACACAAAGAAUAAUACACGUCUCGUGAAGUUAAAAUAUAUCUAUCUGAAUCUCCCUCCCUCUCUGUGCCUGUCAAUCCUUUAUAUAUGUGGGUCUACCGACGCGUCUAGAAACACCCUUACUUUUCUAAUACAAUCGAGAACCUUCGAAAAGACACUAGUAGACAUACUAACCAUGUUUAAUUGGAAGUCGGUAAUAAACAAGAUACAUCAAAGAGAUUUAACCACGCCCACAACAAACGUUACUGUCUGCUAGGAGUCUAAUGCGGGGUUAAAGAAAGUUCACGCACGGGAAUAUGUGUACUACAUAACAAUUACCAUAUUCAGUAUUUAUUUAUUAUCUAGGAUCGGCUGAAUAAUAUAUAUACACAACAUUGGAUUAUCGUAUGCAAUGCAACUAUGUGUCAAGGUAACAGCAGUUUUUUUUUUUGUUGCAACAAUGGAAAAGUCAACUAUCAAUGCCGAAAAGCUAUAUUACAGUGUGAUGAAUUAUGAUUGAAUAGGAGACUUACAGAUACAGAAAUGUUCUUCAAAGUAAAUUUAGUUUCCUGCACAUAGACAUAAUCAUCAAUCAGGCUGUUAAUCAUUUAAGAACAGAAUAUUGAGCCUAAAAAAGACAGUUCCUGUACAGAGAAUGAUCUUUACAUUGUACAUCUACACCUACCACUGCAGUGCAUAGUUAAAACUGUUGUGUACUGUAUGCCAACCAAGAGAGAGUAAAAGCAAGGAAAUCUCUGAAGACUCUGACAGAGACAUUUUGAGAGGACCUUAAUAAAAAUUAGACAUCAGUUUUAAAAAUAUUUAGAAAUAUGUCUGCUAGACAUUUAGAAAACUGGUAAUCAAUAGUUGCAAAAAAAGUUACCAGGUCAAUUAUUCUACACUUCCAAAAAUGUUUCACUGGGCAGCACUUUUAUAAGGACAAACUGCUGGCUCUGCAUCAAAAUUGAUAUUUAUAAGAAUAAUCUUUUUUUUUAAAUGUCAGCUCAUGGCAGUGAUGUUUUAUGUGUACAGAAGAAUUGCUGCUCCAGAAUUGUUUAUUUUUGAAGUAGCUAUGCAUUUUAUAAAUAAGUUUAGUUUACUAGUAAUUUAUGUUUUUAUAUGAUUUCAGAACUCCUCUUCAUCUAGCAUGUGUUCGUGGACAUGUGUAUGUUGUACAACUAUUAUUAGAAUGGAAAGCAAAACCAAACAUUGGUGACAGCCAGGCAAGGACACCUCUUAUGCGUGUAAGUUGUUUUUCCUUUUGUUAAUGACUUGUACAUCAAAUAAUGUAUUAGACAUUUCUUGCAUUCACUGCCGCAGUUAUCCACAUAUUAUUUUCCCAACAUUUGCUGUCCUGAUUACUGUUAAGAAACACAAUUAAGAGGAUAUAAGACUCACUUAUCAACCUUUUAAAAAAUAACUCAUAAAUUGUAGGAAAAAUACUAUUCUUGAUUUAGGAAAAGGUGGUAUCAUCUUCUGCUUUCCUAUUUGUGGCAUUUACAUUGAACUGUAAACUAAACUGAACCACUUCUGCAUGCAUUAAUUUUUGAGGUUAUCAUUUGAGAGCCAAGUCACUCACUGACAGUUUGUUUGUAAAUAAAGUCCUAAAGCAGUAAAAGACAUUAGAAGAAAACAUAUAAUUUGGCACAAUUACUUUUUAUUGAAACAUUGAUCUUAUUAACAGUUAAAACUCUACUACAUGGUAUAUGGCAAAUAUUUCUUUAUAAGUUUUAGUUUAAAAAGCUUCUCUCACACGAAGCCACAGACAAGCAGAUAGUAGAAUAAAUUGUACACUAAAUGGGAGGAUAGGAAGAGAUUUUAGGACUUCGCUUUCGCCUGUGAAUUUCAAACUCUAAAUAUUGACCCAUCUUUGGCUUUGUUGAGAUUACUCUCUGCUGCUUUCAGGUCCCUUCACAGGCCAUGUAUUUCAAUUACAACUUCACUCUCGGAGAACUCUUAGAAACUUACCAGUUUUCAAAUGCACACCAGAAUUCGUCUUCAGUCGCCAUUAGUAGCUUUAACAGUGUGAAACUUAAUUAUUUGCUACAUCCUUGAUGGCUCUUUGUCUCAUCUGGAGUUCAAAAGGAAAAUGAUCUAUUCACAACAGCAUUGCCCUCAUGUUUCUUUUCUUCAGACCCUCUAGACUUCCACCACAAACCUCCUCAAAGUCCGCCUGCCCCGGGGCAUCCUGCUUUGGUGACACUUUGUUCCGGUGGCACCAUGCUCUGGUGGCUUCCUGUUCUAAUGUCACCUGGCUUUGUUUUCACCCUAUUCUGGUGACAUGCUGUUCUUGUAUUUAAGUUAAAUGAGUUCUGUUAUGAAACCGACUGGAGCGACCUCUGUCAAAAAUGCAUUUUCUAUUUGGUGUCACCUCCCUGCGACGGCACUACCCGGCGCAGAUGCAUCCCCCUAGUGAUGCAACUGGUUGGAAUUUUAUCCUUUUAGGAAUAGUUUUAAGAAAGAUGAUUUUAUUUUUAAUGUAAGGCAACCUACUUUCUCCUGAGUUUCCAGGCUCAUUAACAUUAGCAGUUUCCAUUAUAGCAAGUUUUUUAAUCUCAUAGAUAAAAGUAACUUUCUUCUAAGGAUCUAUUUUAAAUCAUUUGUAUUUUUUCCUCAAUGCAAUAUGCAAUUACACACCAAAUAUGUCUUAUUACCUAACAGAUUGUUAGGUGAUUGUCAAAUAUUCCGCCUGGUCUGAUAUAUUCUGAUGGCAAAUAUUUUGUCCAACCGUAUGUCAGAGUAGUUUGUUUCGGAUCUCGUCUCUCACUUGGUCAAUUAACUCAAACACUGAAUAAUUCAUUGUACACCAACAUCCACUUGGUACACAACGAUGUUACUACAUAAUUAUCCAUCAGAAAAUAUUAUCCGGCAAAAAACCCCACAGCGAAUCUAACCCAAAAUACUAUCUCACUCUGAUGCUCCAAAUCAUUCUCACCCUUUAUAACACAAAAAUCUAAGCACUCGUCCUUGACAUGAAAAGAGUUCCCACUCACACACUAAACUUAACUGUCAACAUCACCAUACACACUACACCUCUGAUGCCAUGACCUUGACAGUGAUCUGUUUUUUUUUAUUUUUGGCUUAUUUCUACCAACUAUGUUGUAGUUAAGAUCAUGCCUCAUUUCUAUGAAAAAGAACAGAAUAUUUUUGAGGUGUCUCUAUUCAAAAUAUGUGUGUGUUACAUAUUCUAUUUUUUUUAUUGUAAUAUUAUAAGAAAUGAGACACAAAUAGUUUAUUUAAGUAAAACAGUAUCACCAGGCUUUAAUUAAAAGACAAACUACACAUUUAUAUGUUUGGUUAAUGCCUUCAUCAGUAACACAAAAGCAAAUUUCAUAGAAAAGCAAAACAUGAAUCACUUUUUAAAAUAAGAAAUAAUUAUUAUAGAUAAUAUUUAAAUUGGAUGGGAAUUUAGACAUGUCUUUAUUAUGCGAGAAAUGUUACAUCAUUUACUUUAUAAUUGUGGGAUACUCACUAUCAUUGCUUUUUUUUUUUAAAUUUCAAAUUCAUAUUUUGUUGUUACUUAUCAUGACAAAAUACAGUCACUGACAAAUUAAUAAAGGUUCACACUUAUUUAAGAUUUAAAGGAAUUGUAAAUUGAAUAUAACUUUGUUUUAGUUAUUAUCUGGCUGUUUAUUUGUGGAUUUCCCUUGGGAAAAUAGUUUUUUGCUGCUUGAAGGUAAUUUUCUUUCAGAUUUCUGCACCACAUUCAUUAAGGUUAAAACAUCUUGGUAAAUCAGGUCAAACAAAUCUCAUAGGAAUUUAUUCUUAACAUAAUACUGAAAUCAUUUUCAUGCUUGCUCUGGAAUGUUAUUGAUCCAUGGAGAAACCAUAAGACUAAAUGCCUGGCAUUCCAUUGAUUGAGAUAAGAUUAUCUGGGUAUUGCUGUGCAGAGGUUUAAAUGUAUAUCUAUACAUUAGAAUAUAUCUAGCAGUGGGGGGUAGAGGUGUGACUUACCAUGCUGACAAGACAUUUAAAUUAAUGAGAUUUUAAAGACACAGUUGGAAGAUAAGGACCAGACAGAAUUCUUCUAUUUAAAAUAGAUUAUUGAUGAAGAUGAACAAAUAAAAUUAAUUUGCAAAAGACAGAUCCUACCAUUUAAACAGAUAUGUUAAAAUGCACCCUACAUUUUUGCUAGGGUAGUGAAAAUUUAUAAUAUUAUAACAGAAGUUUUGAAAUAACAUGAGAUAAGAUUCUUUUAUUGAUCCAAAUAAAUGGAAAAGUUUUUUUUUUUUUAUUACAAUGUACUUAUUCAUUUUCAGCAGAUGCAUAAAUAUUCUUACAAAGACAAACAUUUUUAAACUAGAACAAUUUAAUGCAAGACAUCUCAGGUAUUUCUCAAGUUCAAAAAUCAUCCAUCAUACGCCAUGAAAACUUAAUUAGUGAUAAUAUUGACCUUAAGGUCGAUUGUUUAGAUGUUGUAACAGCCGGGAGAGCACACUUAUCUUGUAUAACAUGUUUUCGGGCAUCACUUUAUAAAUUAUUGCCAGAACAAACGAAUUUUUAAAUCCCUUUAAAGUUUUACUUUUAUGGCUAAAUGGAGGAGACGGUAAAAUGUUCAUUAAAUUACUUUGAUAUGGGGUUAGAGGUUUGUAGGGUGGUAAAUAGAAGGGUUUGAGGGCGAAGGUUAUAAGGCAGGGGUUUGGGAAUGGUAUUGGGGGAGUAAGGAGGAAAAACAACAGAAUUUCAACGUUUUUUUUUUGUGUUUUUUUUUUUACAAACCUGGAUUAUAACUUCUUUAUUGAAUACCAAGUUAAAAAAUGUGUAUACUUCACUCUUUUGUGGUUUUAAAAUUUAAAUUGAUUUCUUAACCAAAUAUAUAAUUAAAAUUGUUGCUCAUUGUUUUAUGUUGGUUUUCACAUUUGUGUGUGUGUGUGGUUGUAGCUCCUUUUCACAUUUGUAAUGGAAGUAAAGAUGGAAAUCGAGCCCUCUUUCAGCAGUUUGGGUUCAGUUCAUUUACAUUUCAGUAACAAUUUAAGUUUGGUUUUUGGGCUAAUGAUCAUUCGAGAUGCCACGACUUCAGGUUAGGCAUAUGGAUCGAUUUAGGGUUCAGAUUAGGCAUAGGGAUCGAUUUAGGGUUCAGGUUAAGCAUAGGGAUUGAUUUAGGGUUCAGGUUAGGAAUAAGGGUCGAUUUUUGGUUAAGGUUAGGCAUAGGGGUCAACCAAGAUGACGGCGAUUGACAAAAUAGUGGCAUCCAUACUCACCAUUUACCGGUUUUUGUAACAAGUAAAGCUCUGGUUCUGUUUGGCAACAACUCAAGUUAAAAAGUUAAAAGUAAUGAUCGCAAUUUUGAAAUUAGUUUGGGUUACGUACCAUUAUGAUGCUUAACAAAUUUAAUCAGUUGUUUUAAAAUUUGGCUCAUUUGAUGAACAAUACGUAGUGACAGACUGAAAACCAGUAUACAAAGAAAAAUGAUACCAAAGCUAGAGAUAUUAGCAAUAAAUUUAAUUAUGCUGUAAAGUUGAUUUAAAAAUUUAGAAAUAAAACUAUAUUAACUUACAGCCCAGUAAAUGAAAAAGUGUAAUAGUAGAAAGGUACAUAUAUUAAUCCAUAGAAAUGAAAAAUCUGGUAAGUUUUGUAGGGCUCCUGUAAGUCUCGUAAAAAGUCUCCCGGUCACAGUCGACCAUCAUAGUUAUAGUGAGGGAGGGAGGGAGAACCCUCCAGAACAGAAAUUCUAGAAAUUUAUUAAACAAGGAGUACUUCUCCCUCUAUAUCUUAUAAUGUAGACCCUUCUGAAAAUGUAAAAAAACUUUCCCAAUCAAUGGCAGUGGGGGGAAAAGCGUGGCAGUGUUAAUUGUUGAUGUCAAAAACAGAGGGGGAGGUAAGGCUCCUGGUGAACAAAACUAGGUCAACACACAGGCUAUAACAUCUAAACACAAUCAUUGACACUUAGGCGUCUUAGGUAGAUAUCCUCUACUUUUUGUUUUAGACCCGCUCAGCAAGCCCUUGAGUUAUUUUUAAGGAAUGAGCUUUCUAUUUUUUAAAAUCAUAUCCAGAUAAAUGCAGCUAGGGAGAUAAUAAGUUUGAAUCAGUUAUAAGCUUACCCACAGUCCAUAGCUGAAACUGAACACUGGAAAGGUUAUCGCAUUAAUGUAAUUUCUCAUAGUUUUAAAUCUGGUGUCUCAAUAUUUUGAGGGUGGUAUCAAAUUAAUUAAGUUUAAGAACAUAUCCUUUUAUUUAUCCCACUUUAAGCUCUAAAAAUUGAAUAUAACAAACUAAAACAGAUUUUUGUUGUUUUUAGAUUAAAUGUAGUAUGUUGGAGAAAUGAUUCUUACACACACACAUACAUGAAAAAAAUAUUUGAAAUUAUAAGAUCUCUCAGAGUUUUUUAUUCAUUUACACCUUGUGUACUUUGACUAAUCUCCAGGCUGUUGAGUGCCAGCAAGAAGGUUGUGUCAAGCUACUCCUCGGUGAACAUGUGGACAUUGACACUGUAGACCUCCAGGGCCUCACGCCCUUACAUCUGGCAGUGGAGUCAGGGAACACAACCAUCAUCAAAGAUCUGAUUAAAGCUGGAGCUUCACUUAAUAUCAAAGAUAAGGUAACUGUGCUCAUUUCUCACAUUUGACUAAAGGAAUAGGGCAGUUCAGCACAUUUCUAGCAUUCAGUAUCGGUUGGGGCAGUUCAGCUUAUUUCAAACAUUCAGUAUUGAAUGGGGCAGUUCAGCUCAUUUCAAACAUUCAGUAUUGGAUGGGGCAGUUCAGCUCAUUUCUAACAUUCAGUAUUGGAUGGGGCAGUUCAGCUCAUUUCUAACAUUCAGUAUUGAAUGGGGCAGUUCAGCUCAUUUCUAACAUUCAGUAUUGGAUGGGGCAGUUCAGCUCAUUUCUAACAUUCAGUAUUGAAUGGGGCAGUUCAGCUCAUUUCUAACAUUCAGUAUUGGAUGGGGCAGUUCAGCUCAUUUCUAACAUUCAGUAUUGAAUGGGGCAGUUCAGCUCAUUUCUAACAUUCAGUUUUGGGCAGGGCAGAUGAGUUUAUUUCUCUUAUUUAGCUAUUGGAUUGUUAGGUUGAGCUAGGCUUUUUUAACCGGGGUUCCGUUGAACCUAAGGGUUCCAUAAGCACCAGCCGGUGGUCUGUAAUAAUAUAAAAAUAAUGCCUGAAAUCUCCAGGGACCAAGUCUGAUAGUGCUGUCACUGUUUGGUAAUGAGUCAUCGUUGAUCCACUUAUCUACUUUAGAUGUUGUCCAAUAGUUCAAAUGCAUCAGAUAAAUUGAGCAACGCUUAACAACAAGAUAAAGCGCACAAUAAUGUGGCGAACUUUGAUUGGGCGCUAAGCUCGAAUAAAAAACAAACCGCUACAUUAGAGAAAAGUUCAAGAUGAGUGACAAAGCUCAAGAAGCAAGUUAUGCUGUAGCAGAUAUCAUUGAAAAGAAAAUGAAAUCGCAUACUGUUAUGUAGUACACUUUUCCCCCGUGCUUGAACUUUGUUUCACCCCACAUUAGAUUCCUAGCAGACGGUAGCGUUUGUUGUGGGCGUGGCUCAGCCUUUCAUGUAUCAAGUUUACUACCGACUUCCAAUUAAUCAUGGUUAGUAUGUCUACUAGUAUCUUAUGGAAAGUUUUUGAUUGUAUAAGAAAAGUAAGGGCGUUUCUAGAAUGUCGAUAGACCUACAUAUAUUCAGGAUUGACAGGCACAGAGAGAGAUGGAUAUAUAUUUUUAACUUCACGAGACGUGUAUUAUUCUUUGUGUACUUAUAUAUUUUUCGAUUCUCUCUGGCAUAUUCCCUCCCAUUUUUAAACGGUCGAUUGUCCUGCCCCUCCUAAAGAAACCCUCACUUGAUCCAAACACACUCAAGAAUUACCGCCCCGUCAGCAACCUCUCCUUUCUCUCAAAAAUCAUAGAAAAACUCAUACUCUCUCAGCUCUCUGGCUAUCUUCAUUCUCGCAAUCUCUAUCCUUCCUCUCAGUCCGCCUACCGACUUGGUCAUAGCACAGAAACAGCACUGGUCCGAGUCAUGAGUGACCUCCUGCGCGCGAUGGACGAUGGCAAACUCUCUAUUCUCACUCUGUUAGAUCUCUCUGCUGCAUUUGAUACCAUUGACCACCAGAUUCUUCUUGACCGCCUUCAUCUUUCUUUCGGACUUACUGGCUCAGCUUUAAACUGGUUUCAAUCAUAUCUUUCUGACAGAACUCAAAAAGUCUCUAUUUCCAACCGCUCUUCCAAACCUUCAGCCCUGUCUAUUGGAGUUCCUCAAGGAUCGGUCCUUGGGCCGGUCCUUUUCAUCCUCUACACUAAACCUCUAUCAUCUCUCAUUAGCCACCACUCAGUUUCCAGUCAAUCCUUUGCUGAUGACACUCAAAUCAGUGACUCUUGCUUUCCUGAUCAACUAACUAACGCACAUAUUCUGGUGAAGGUCUGAGAUUACUCUCUUAUGACCCCGGCUAGUAAAUUGGCUGAUCAACUUGAUGCCACAAUCCUUCGCAUACAGGAGUGCGUGGACGAUGUAAAGCGUUGGAUGACUUGCAACAAACUGAAGCUAAAUGAUGAUAAAACGGGAAUCCUUCUCAUCCACUCUCAAAACAAACCUCUCCCUCCAUUCGCUCCUUCUUCUAUAUCUAUUGGCAACUCUGACAUUACACUCUCUCCCUCUGCCAGAAACCUUGGAGUCACGCUUACGGACACCCUCUCCAUGGAGAAACAUGUCACGAAUAUAUGCAGAUCAGCAAAUAACGAAAUUAGAAAAAUCAGCACCAUUAGACACCUCCUCUCCUUUGAUGCCACAAAAACUCUCGUCUCUUCACUCAUUCUUUCAAAAUUUGACUACUGUAACAUUCUUCUCUCAGGCAUUCCUCAACACCACAUAGAAAAACUUCAGAAGGCACAGAACUCAGCAUGCAGACUCAUUUUUCUGAACUGUUGCUUCCUUACAUCCCCACAAGACAACUACGUUCUUCCAUUGACAGUAGAACCCUCUCAAUCCCAAGAACUAAAACUAAGACCAUCGGUGAACGCUCCUUCUGCUUCCAUGGGCCCAAGUUCUGGAACCAGCUCCCCCUUCCAUAUACGUCAUAGUGAAACCUCGUCCAUUUUCAAAUAGUCCCUUAAAACUCAUCUGUUUAGGUCCGCCUAUGACCUGUGAUGCACCCUCCUUGCCCUACCUCAUUUUCUGUUUCGGGUUGAUCCUGAAGUUUCAAAGUGUCCUCGUUUUAUAGCCAUUUUCAUUGUUUCUAUAGAAUAGUAGUUACUAUCUUAGUGUCUCAUUUGUAUUUACUUAGUUUACAUGUUUUAAUAAUUGUAAAGCGCUUAGAGCUUUAUGAUAAGCGCUAUAUAAAAAUGCCUAAAUAAAUAAAUAUGUGUUUAUUCGCAUUGAUCAUUCAUCAUUAUUCAUUGGCACAUAGUACUAACUGUGUUAAAUGUGUACCGGUACAAGAUCUACCAUACUGUAAGUUGAUGAUUUGAAAUGAUAUUUAUUUUGUUUUAUAAUUGUAUUAUUACUAAAUUAAAUCGUAAUUGGUACUGUUUUGGGUGUCAUAAUUUUGUUAUUUUAUUUCUCUAUGGUAUCGUGUUAGGCACUGUUUGAACGAGCCAUAAAUUUAAAAUAGGAGAUUUAUUUCUCACAAGAGAAGCCAGUGCGUAACACAUACCUUUAUGCUCACUGAAACCAUAAUCUUACCUGCAUGCAGAGUAAUUGUCAGAGUCAUGUUUGACGAGAGUGCCAAAUCUGACAUCAAUAAAAUUUCACUGUCUAGACACUUUGAUAAGCAGACAUAUUUCCAACAUUGAAAGUCACGUUUUAGCAAAGAUAAAGACACAUGCAUUCUUUGCACUGCAGGUGGAUGAAAAAAUGACGUCAGUGGUAAAUCACAGCUUAUGGGGUUUGUACGUUUCGUUGACAACGGAACUGUUGUUGAAGAUUUUUUUUCUACUGUAUGGAAUUACCAGAAACAACAAAAGGACAAGACAUAUUUGACAUUGUCAUUUCUUAUUUGCAGUCCUGUGACUUGAACUGGAAAAAAACUGCAUUGGCAUUCUUACGGAUGGCAUCCCUGCCAUGAUGAGAAAUGUCAAAGCUUUUGUCUCUCUGGUGCAACAGAUGUCUACAGCUUUCAUGGUCAUGGAAGCGAACCAUAUCAUACUCAUCCAACACAUGGCCAUAGGAUGGUUAUCUUGCAGGAAAGUUUAAUCUCAUUACUACAAAAAAUGUGGAAUGCAAGGCAGAAAAGAAAACAUCUUGACUCCAUCUGAAAAAAUAAAUGAAUUUUUAAAACGUUGGUGAUUUGGAAGAAGCAUGCUUCUGUCGGAAAUUUGGAAAUGUUUACCAGUGUUGUUGAAAGAAAUUACCAAGACAUUCUUCCAUUGAUUGUGAACCAUUUCGGUGCUCUGUUGAAUAGUCUCAGCAAAUAUUUUCCGGCAAUAUUUGUUGACUAUUACAAUUGGGUUAGAAACCCAUUUCUGGAAUUUGAAAUGUGCCAAGGACAGUUUACUUUGAAGGAAUAUGAGUAGCUCAUUAGUGUUGUGUGAUGGAUAGAACGCUGAAGCUAAAACAUGGAGAGUUAAACUUAGAUGCGUUUUGGUUACUAGUUAAAAACAAGUACCCGUCUAUCACUGAGAAAGCUUUGCCACAUCUGUUGCAGUUUUCAACUUCUUACAUGUGCAAGUUUGGAUUUUACUAUGACCACCAUCAAACACAAGAAACGAAAAUGACUUUUGUCUGUUGAAGAUGUCAGGUGUCUCUCUCGAACAUUCGGCCACGAAUUCAACUGAUUUGUAGAAAUCACCAAGCACAAGACAGUUUCUCUAUGAAAUGUUUGCUACUGCAAACUGAUGCUAAUGGGUAAUAAAAAAAGAACUAGUAACUAGUAAUAUCAUCUAUUCUGUCAACACAAGUUUAUUUUUGAUGGGGCUACAAUUACAGUGUUACAUGUAUACACCUGUAUCAUACAGUGUUUUUUUUCGUGCAUAACUUAGUUUAGAAAAAUGAUUUUUUUGUCCAUUUGGAAUAGAACGAACCCUUUUGUCACUGAUGGAGUUCUGUGAGCAAUCUAAUUGCUCCAAAGGUUUCAUUCCAGUAAAAAGGUUGAAAACACUUGGUUGAGCUAUAUCCUCACUUUAAAUUUUGGGUAGAGUGGCAGAGCUCAUUUGUCUUAUUUAAGUUAAGACACCUUGCACACAUUCUCACGUUAAACUAAUGCAUUAAGGAGUUUAGCUCAAUAAUCACAUUUAACAUUGGAUAGAGCAGUUUAGCUUUAUUUUCAAAUUAAACUAUUGGAUAAGUCAGUUUAGCUCAAUGCUCACAUUCAAGUAUUGGUUAAGGUUCCAUUAUGCAAAAUAAACUAGCAUAUCUUGUGUUCAUAAGGAGGGAUUGGCUCCCCUGCACCUGGCUGUCGGCACCAAACAAUUUGAAGUCUGUGAGCUGCUGCUGAAGGAAAAGGCUGAUGUGAAUCUGAAGGACAACAAUCUAAGGUACAAAUUAAAUUUUAUGUUAUGGACUACACUAUUUUAAUUUUUAAGAUAAAAAGAUUCAAGUCCAAAAUUUUAAUUUUUAAUUUAACGUAAAGCUUUGGUCAAGGUUUUAUAUUUUUAUUUUAACUCAUAAUGAAAAAUAAAAAUUGUAAACCACGGCUCAAUUUGUGUUUCUUAAACAUAAAAAAAACUGAUCUUUUAUAACCUAUGUCAAAUGAUCAUAAACAAAUGUUCAUACAUGUUAUUGAUGUUUUAAUAUCAUAAAUAAAUAAUAAUAAAUUACCUGGCCUUGGUGUGUACCACAUUUGUUCCUGCUAAAUUUGAUAUUAACCUGUGAAGCAUAUUAACUCCUUCUGGUUUGUUAAAUGGCCAGGGGAGUAGCCAGGGAAAAUCGCUGUGAACACUGAAUUAAAUUAAUUAAUUUUUUUAAUGUGAUUUUCUUGUGUACAGGACACCAUUAAUAUUGGCGUGCCAUGACGGCUCUAUACCUAUUGUUGAACUGCUGCUCGAGUACAAGGCAGAUGCCUCUCAUAAAGAUGCCAAAGGUUAGUUCAGUAGAUGUAUACGCUUCUUGUCUUGAUUUUUAAAUUUUGGUUUGCUUUUUUAAAUGCUAACAUGGUCUGCGUGUUGUUUUAACUGUUUUAAAUUAAAUUUUUAGCCGUUACUUUAAAAAGGCGGACUUCCUUUAGGAUACCUUGAGAGGAUGUGAAGGGGAUGUAAUUCCAAAAACCAAGGUGCAGAUGACUCAUGGGUGGACACCACUGUGAUGCAUUGAUGAUGCUGGCAGAUCUACUUUAGGGGUCCAUAGAGGGAGACAAAAACUCAUAGUUUGAUCCUACUGGUAUUGCAUGUCAAAGCCGGCUACGUGCUGUAGAACCAUUUAAGAUGAUGAUUACUAAAUUAGCUUCCUUGAAAAAUAUGCUUUAUUGUUUCUUUUCGGGCAGGUUGGUCAGCAGACGACCAUGCAGUCAUACAGGGCCACCAUGCUUGCUGUCAGCUCAUAUCAGACCGCACGCUGGCCAAGCGCCCGAGCUCAACAUCAACGCCUCGUUCUAUAUCCCAGCCGGGCAGCUCCUUGAGCACGCCCAGAGAUAAAGGUUUUAUGGGGCUUCCUGUGGCUGAUGGGGGAGGUAAGGCCUGGUAAACAAGUCUGGAGUUGGGCAGGGUAGGGGUAUAGUGUUACCAGGCAUACUGUAAGAAUGGGCUUCAUCAAUAAAUAAGAUGAACUUAAUGGCCCUUUCAAAAUGAUAUUUCAAUAUAAAUGUUUGUAUUGGCUACCCAUAAAGAAUCCCAAUUAAAUAAGGAAAAUAUUAUUUUAAUUUUUUUUUAAAACCACAAAGAUCAACUCUAGGGAUGUGUAUAAAAACCUCUUAAUUGGAAACUUGUUUUGAAUGAUUUUACUUCAAGUGAUUAUGUCACUUUAUUACCAGUAAUAUCCCUAAAUCUUCAGCACAGUAUUCAUUUUAAAUUCAUUUCCAAAUAUAAGCCAAUAAGAAUUCAGAGAAUAGAAAGCCUGACUAAUGAAAGUGACCUUUAAACACUUAAUUUAUUUUUUAUUAAAAGAUGUUAUAUUUUUAACUCCUUCACUUCAUUUGUUGUAAAAGUAGAAAGUAACAAUAAUCAAUGGUUAAUGAUUUAUUGGUAUGAGAGUACCUGUAAUGUUUGAUUUACAUAAGGCAAUUAAAAUGAAUAAAUUGUUGGAAUCUGUCAUGAUCUGAUAUAACAGCAGGUGAUGACUCAGAUAACGAGACCAUCAGUAAAGCUUCUGGUGCACCCGGCUCUGACUCUUGGGCUGACUCACCUGAUGUGUCCACUGGGGAAGACCUCAAGAAAGCUAAGGUAGAUAUUUGAUGAUUUGCAUUAUAUCUUAACAUUUGAAGCAUUCUGAAAAUGUCAGCCCACCUAAAUGAUGAACUUUCACAUUUUAGUAAGGGAAUUUUUCUCAAGUUCAUUGACCCUAGUUUUGUUUCAGUGGCAAACUGCUAUUUUUUAAAACGAAAUGUUAUCUUAAGAGACAGUGUGUUUCAAUUAAUUAAUAUCUGUGGGGCACAAUGGUAGCAUGUCUGCCUAAUUGCUUGGAGGAAAUGUGUUUUAAAUUGGAGAAGGAAAAAUAAAAGUGGGGGAGGUGGGUGGGUAGGUGUUAAACCUGAAGAGAAAAAUUCAGCUACUGCUGUCAACCUAAAUAAAGAUAAUAAUCCGCUCAUUUCCCUCUUGACACAUUGGGUGAAACAAUUCUUGAAAAUGUAAAAACUAGAAACAGCACUGUUUUAUAGCUGCAGCAGCACUUAGUUUAAAAAAAACACUUGACCUUUAAUAAUUAAACAUGAUUCCAUUCAGACUUUUUCUUGCUUUGAACAAACUUAACUUUUCAUGCAUGAAGUAAUAAAGUUUCAGAAUUCAUCCAGCUGGAAAUUAUUUGGCAUUGAUUAAGAUUUGAAAGGCCGUUAUAUCCAACCAUAAGUUAAUAAACAAAUUACCAAUCUCCCUGUAUCAUGUUCCCUAUUUUUGCCAAAAUGCCACUUCUCAGAAGGACAACGAUGACUCUGAUAUUGAUGAGAUGUUUGAGGAAGAUAAUAUCGCUGUAGGUAUUAGGUGGCUUUUUAUUUACUGCUUUCAAUGUUCCACUUGCUUUAAUUUGUUUGGUUGCUUGGGGCUGUUUGACAUUGACAAUGGUUGGGUUGUUUGAGGUAUUAUCUUGUUCUCAGGGUUUAAAUAUAAUCUAGAUAAUGAAGGGAAAGUUCAUGGAAAGAAGAAUUGUGGAAAGUUCAUGAAGAAGAUUUUAUCCUUCAUUAUCAGGUUGAAAUAUUACAUUUAAAAAUGUAUCAAAAGUCUUCAGUUUCUGACUCAAAUUAAGACAUGCCUCAAUGUUUUUUCCUUGCAUUUGCACUUGAAAGUAUUUAUUUAUUGACUUGUUUCUAUUAAUGUUUACCAAAAAUUCAAUGCUCGUAAGAUGAAAAAAAAAUCUGUUGAUGACUUAUUGGUGAAGGUCAUACGAGUUUAAAUCUGUUACUUUUUUGCUCCUGGAAAUUUACAAAUUGUGUGUGUACUUUUUUGGAAUAUUGUGCAAAUUUAUCACAGAUUAUUUUUUUUUUUAAGUUUUAUUAUGGUGGUGUAACUAGCACUGUAAAUCGAGGUGGGCAAAAAGGGUCAGACUGUAAAAUAUUCAUCAUAUUAUCCUAAUAAUUUGCCCUUGCAUGCCUUUAUAAACUGCACCUCUUGCUGUGAACUUUUCCAGGGCUGCAAGAUCACAAUCUGAAACUAAUUCCUGAGCCAUUUCCAUUACUAUUGUAAUUUUAUGAUUCCAUAGCCUUGGGAUGUUCAGUCUUUGGUGUUUUUCUUGUGAUUUAUUUAUCAUCAUUUAUUCCCUGAGCUGGGUACUAAUAUAUAUUGGGAUCUUUUUCUUUUCAUAGAAGUUGCACUGUGUUUUCUUCCACAAAAAUGAAAAAAACAACAUGUUCAAUGUUUUUUGUUCCCUUUGUUAUUAUAUUUAUUUUAACCUUUCAUCUGCAUAAUCACUUUAACACUUUUUAUUUUUGACUUGUGCUACAUCUACAGUGAAGUCAGUCUUAUGAAUCUCUGUCACAAAUCAUUUUCAUUCUUACUAUAGGCACUGGUAAUGUGUGAGCGUCUCUUGAAUAAAAAAGCCAAAUUUAGUCACCUAGGCAUCAUUUCAACUAAAUUCCACCUUAAUGAUUGAUAGAUUUUUUAUAAGUGUGCUUUAUGAAUUUUAUAGAAUGAUAAGCAAAUAUUACACCACCACCACUCAACCUGUUGUUCACACUUCAUGACACAAAUAAUCACACCAUAUUGAUAAAUGAAAUAUUAACCCAGAAUUAAGUAUAGAAAUACAAUGGAGAAAUAAGGAUGUUAUGUAAGUCUGGGUUAUAAAUUCAUUUUAGUUUUGUGUGGAUUUCUGUUUUAUUAGGUGUCACUUCUUUUUAAUUCUUAUCUUUUAUAUUAAAUUCACAAAUAUCUAUAACAACAAAUAUAUCAAAAAUGAUACAGAAAAAAUUAAAGCUAGCUUAAAUUUGCUGGAAAUGACAAAUUAUUCAAUUGUCUUUGUAUGAUCUGAUGCUGAAGCAUGAUGAACAACCCAAAGUAGCUUAAUCUAUCGAAUUAUUUACUUCAGGAAUAACAAGAACAUUCUUUUGUACACGGGUAAAAUACACAUAAUUUGGCUUAAAUUAAAAAAGUUUGCACUUUAUCUAAAAUGCCUGUAGCUGGUUUUAGCUGACUAUGCUACAAUGUAAAUUGUAUUUUGUAGCUUCUGUGUAGAGACAUUGUACUAAAUAGACUUUCUUUGACUCUUGCAGCACAGUGCACCUAAGAUCAGCCUGGCCAAGUUUGCAAAGAGCAUUCACAUUUCAGAAAGUGACACAGAUGGUGGUGAGAUAAACUUACAAUUUUUAUAAUAAAAAUUUAUGUUGCUCAAAAAUUAAUGUUAAUAUAUUUUUCAGUCAUGAGUUUUCAAGAAUAAAUUUAGUUGUUUUUUUUUAAAUAUUUUUAUAUUUUUUAAAAUAAAUUUAUAGCUUAAAUGUAGCAAAUGGUCUUCCUAAGACCAUUAUAAUUUGUUUUUAAACUUAUAAAAUCCUGCAAUCCUGGAUUAAACAAAGAAAUAUUAAGAACAUCCAUGAAUACCAACAUAAGACUAUAAAAUGAACAAUUAAGCUGAAUGUCUUACUCUGUGAACACAAGAAAAUCAGAAAACAAGAACUUAGGUUGCAGGUUGCAAACAAGUUGGUGGGAAGUUUUACAUGGAUUAAAUGUGGAAAUUUGUUUAAUUGUAAUUUUUUAUAUAAAUUGAUUUAUUUUUCAGCAUGACCAUCCAUAUGUCAUUCUUGAAUGUAAUUUAUUUUCAUUAUAUUUGUUUAAAUUCAAAAAUAUUAUUCAUUUUAAUUGCUCAAAACAAAUUGAAGGCUAAUGGAAGGCUACAGACAAUGAAGCUAAAAUUGCAGCUAUGUAAAAUCAAUCAUAUGCAAGAUGAAAUAAUUUUGUCAUCAAAACAAUUAAUUAGUUUAUGAUUAUUUUUUAAAAUUUCUUUUAAAUAUUAACAUUAUUUCUUUACACAUAAAUGAAUGAACUGUGAAUUGAAACCACUGAGCCAGACUUUGAUGCGGCUACCCUUAUUGAGUUGUUGGUUUGGUUUGUUAGACAGUCUUAGCAGUGUGAGAAAUCAGAUCCGGGCACUGUCAAACUAUUUGUCUGCUCUUUUAGAGUCUGUGCGGGGCUCCACCCCCAAGAGAAAAAUGUCAGUCAUAGACAACCCGAUGGAUCAAAUCAAAGACCAGCCUCAAGUUGCAACUACACCCAAGCCAGAAAACACAAGGCAGACAUCCUGGCAAUCACAAACAUCUGGAGAAGAGAACUCCUGGGGUGACUCUCCAGUAACUCCUAGAAAAAACAAUUCUGCACAGAGAGUUUCUUUCAAGAAAGAUGAGGAGCUCUCAGAAAUACAUAAUAUAGUAAGCACUCAAUUUUGUCUUAUGUAUCUCUGGAUCUUUAAAAAAAUUUAAUUUAAUUCGAAGAGAUCAUGGUUUGAAGGACAGUACUGAUGUCAGUGAUAUGUUGGAAAAAUAAAACACUUAACAGGAAGUUUAUCUCAUAACUUUACCAUUGGAUAACAAUAGACAGGUAACAUAAAAUAAUAUUGUUCUCACCAUCUAAAAUUGAAAACUCAAAAUAGGCAAGGCAAUGUGGAAAAGUUAUAAUCAGAGAGUAGGCUAUCAAAUUUAUAAUUAACAGAACAGUUUUUGUUAAAUAUUCUUCUUAUAAAACAAAAUAUGUACCUACACUUUUUUAAAUGACACAUCUUGGCCUUUUACAUUUUUUCUUGCUUGGUCCCUCAAUCCCAGGUGUAUGAAAAAACCUGUUAGGCCUCAAUGUUAUUUUGUGGUGUUGUUGGGAGUAACAUGUAUUAGAAGGUAUGAACUGAAAUACAUGAGUGAAUUAUGGAGCCACGAUGCUUCAUUUUUAGCAUUGUUUUUUCUAACUUUUUACAGACAGCAGCAGAGGAAUCAGAUUUGGACUCAAAUAUUUAUGCUACUGUCAACAAGUCUUUAAAGACAAGAGUUGUAUGUAUCCCUGCAUACCAGUUACGCUUUCUGAGAUUAUAACACUGGUUAACAAAUUACUCAUUGUGGCCAUUUAUCGAGGAUCACUAGCAGCAUUAUUUGAAUGAUUAUGUACAGUUUGAUAAACACAAUAUUUGAUUACAUUAGAAGCCAUAAAAACAUUUGGUUAUGGAAAAACAACUGGGUUUCCCCCAAAAACACUGAUGUAUUAUUAAAUCUAUCAAACUAUGAACAUUCAAUACAUUGGUCAUAAAUAAUUGCAAUUGAUGACAAAUUCAAUGAAAUGCUCAAUGGUAAAUAUUUUUUUGGUUGAUAAACAGUGUUUUUUUUAUAUUGCCAGACAACCUCCACACCAGCUAAAGCAGAGGACGAUGAAGAUGAUGGUUACAUGCCCACUGGCGUGGCACCUCCACUCCCUCCAUCUUUGGAUAAGAUGAGAGGUAAGGGUUAG
Molecule: messenger RNA, 19580 nt
Organism: Lymnaea stagnalis (great pond snail)
Lineage: Eukaryota; Metazoa; Mollusca; Gastropoda; Lymnaeidae
Source: the annotation of a GenBank genome assembly